Molecule: messenger RNA, 2338 nt
Organism: Phyllostomus discolor (pale spear-nosed bat)
Lineage: Eukaryota; Metazoa; Chordata; Mammalia; Chiroptera; Phyllostomidae
Gene: TOM1
Product: target of myb1 membrane trafficking protein
Exons: 16
Coding region: 94-1611 (505 amino acids)
Biological process (GO): signal transduction
Cellular component (GO): membrane; endosome
Molecular function (GO): phosphatidylinositol binding; clathrin binding; ubiquitin binding
Source: RefSeq, a predicted model, not a curated record
CGCGGACCUUCCGACACGUCACGUGACGGGUCGGCGCUGCUGGCGGUUGCUGUCAGCUGAUACCACGGGUUGGUGGCAGUGGCAGCCGCAGCGAUGGACUUUCUCCUGGGGAACCCUUUCAGCUCUCCAGUGGGACAGCGCAUAGAGAAAGCCACAGAUGGCUCCCUGCAGAGCGAGGACUGGGCCCUCAACAUGGAGAUCUGCGACAUCAUCAACGAGACGGAGGAAGGCCCCAAAGACGCCUUUCGAGCGAUAAAGAAGAGAAUCGCGGGGAAUAAGAACUUCCACGAGGUGAUGCUGGCUCUCACAGUCUUGGAAACCUGUGUCAAGAACUGCGGACACCGCUUCCACGUGCUGGUGGCCAGCCAGGACUUCGUGGAGGGUGUGCUGGUGAGGACCAUCCUGCCCAAGAACAAUCCACCCACCAUCGUGCACGACAAGGUGCUCAACCUCAUCCAGUCCUGGGCCGACGCGUUCCGCAGCUCGCCUGAUUUGACAGGUGUCGUCGCCGUCUACGAGGACCUGCGGAGGAAGGGGCUGGAGUUCCCGAUGACCGACCUGGACAUGCUGUCGCCCAUCCACACGCCCCAGAGGACGGUGUUCAGCUCGGAGACACCGUCAGGACAGAACUCUGUGGGCACCGACGCCAGCCACCGGGGGAACCCCAGCCAGCACACAGCUCCUCCGCCCACUCCCGUCGCACUCCCCAGCGACGCGCCCAUUGCGCCAACCCCUGAGCAGAUCGGCAAGCUGCGCAGCGAGCUGGAGAUGGUGAGUGGGAAUGUGCGGGUGAUGUCAGAGAUGCUGACGGAGCUGGUGCCCACCCAGGCGGAGCCUGCAGACCUGGAGCUGCUGCAGGAGCUCAACCGGACGUGCCGCGCCAUGCAGCAGCGGGUCCUGGAGCUCAUCCCCCGGAUCACCAACGAGCAGCUGACGGAGGAGCUGCUCCUGGUCAACGACAAUCUCAACAACGUGUUCCUGCGCCACGAACGGUUCGAGCGGAUCCGGACCGGCCAGACCGCCAAGGCUCCAAGUGAGGCCGAAACAGCAGCUGACCUCAUCGACAUGGGCCCUGACCCGGCAGCCAACAGCAACCUCUCGUCCCAAUUGGCGGGAAUGAACCUGGGCUCCGGCAGCGUGAGAGCUGGCCUGCAGUCUCUGGAGACCUCCGGCCGGCUGGAGGACGAGUUUGACAUGUUUGCGCUGACACGGGGCAGCUCGCUGGCUGAGCAGCGGAAAGAGGUAAAAUACGAAGACCCCCAAGCUACGGACGGCCUGGCUGGAGCCCUGGACGCCCGGCAGCAAAGCACCGGAGCGAUGGGAGGCAGCAGAGAGAAGAGCCUCGGUGACUGGAUGAUCCCCGUCACCCAGGCCUGCCUCAUGGAGGACAUUGAGCAGUGGCUGUCCACUGACGUGGGGAAUGACACGGAAGAGCCCAAGGGUGUCACCAGCGAAGAAUUUGACAAGUUCCUGGAAGAACGGGCCAAAGUGGCUGACCGGCUGCCCAACCUCUCCAGUCCCACCGCCGAGGGGCCCCCGGGGCCCCGUCCCGGCAGCGCCCCUCGGAAGAAGACGCAGGAGAAGGACGAUGACAUGCUGUUUGCCUUAUGAGCGGGGGCUGGCGGCCUGCAGCCCGAACCCCGCCGCCCCCACACCCCUUGGCCGGGGCCUCUGUCCCUCCUUCAGUGUUAAGGCUGCUUUGGGGGUAGCUUGUUACCCCCUUUUCUCCUCCUCAAGGCUGGGCCGUGCUGUUUGGGGGUGCGGGAAGGCAGCAGGUGAACUGGGGGGACAGGUCAGUUCUUCACUGGGGUCCUGGCCACCCCCGCCUCCUUCCCCCGCCCCAGCCAACUGCUCUGACUUAGCUGAGACCUGGGUGGCCUGAGACAGACAGGCUGGCUGCUUGGUGGCCUCUCCUUGCCCUGGGUGACCCUGUCCCCGGACCCGUCCCCAGGGGGGCCCUCUUCAGAGCCCGCGCUGCCGGUCGGAAGCUGGGAACGGAAGCUUCUGCCGCAGCCUUUGGUCCCUUCCCCAGCCCCUGCCCCACGGGGCCGGAAGACUCUGGCCCGCUGGUGAGGGCUGGGGACACGGCCCUCCUCGGGGCUGCACACGGUCUGGUGGGAAGUGCGCGGCGGGGCCGGCCCAGGUGCCCCAGCCCCAGGCCGCAGGGGCGGCUGCGGGGCCCGCCCGGAGCACCUGUGGCCCAUAGCCUCCUCCACUGCCUUCCCCACCCCCGUUCCUCUUCCUGCCGGGCAUGGGCCACCCACCUGUUGGUUGAUCCUCUUGUACUGGGAGAGGUGCCUUUAUAAUAUCCCCCAUUAAAGGUAGAAAAUCACCCUGC